Messenger RNA from Paramecium sonneborni, 2545 nucleotides. The record is from the annotation of a GenBank genome assembly. NCBI's taxonomy places the organism in Eukaryota, Ciliophora, Oligohymenophorea, Peniculida, Parameciidae.
AUGAAUUAAUUUAAUGUCGUCUAAAGAGGGAAUUACAUAAUUCAUUAUUCAGAUGUAAUAGCUGAGGGAGUAAGAGGGAAGAUAUAUAGAUGUGAACGUGGAAAUUAAAAUGAAUAAUUAUGUGUAUAGGUAAUUUGCAAGACUCCAAACUAUGGAAAUUAAGAGGAGGAAAUGAACAUUUUGAAGAAACUAAAAAAUGCAGUUGAGAAGGAUAUUAAUAUUCUGAAGAUAUAUGAUAUUGAUGAUGACGAUACUAAUUAUUUUAUAUAUACAGAAUUAUGCGAUAAGAAUCUAUAAUAAUUAUUUGAAGAGAAGAAGAAUAGCAUAAUAGGGUUUACUUAAUAGGAAAUAACAGAUUAUAUCGGUCAAAUAGUGAGAGGAUAUUAAUAUUUAAGAAAGUUGAAAAUAAUGUUAAGAGAUUUAACACCUAAAAGCAUAUUGAUAAAGAAGCUCUCAAAUAAUAGAAUUGUAUUAAAAGUAAAAGUUUUUGAAUAUUUUAAGUUAUCUGAUUUUGCUAUUAGUUGUAUGACAGACGAUGGAUAUGCAUAAUCUAGAGUUGGAAUACCAUUAUUUGCAGCACCAGAAGUGUAUUCUUAGUCUCCAAAUUAAUAAAAAUACAAUGAUUCAUGUGACAUCUAUUCUGUAAGAAUAUUUAAAUAUUUUUUAAAGCUGGGAGUUAUUCUUUAUAUGAUGUAAUACAAUGGAGAUACUCCAGGCAUUGUAAAUAAUCUUGAUGAUCUUAAAAAUUUUCAUGAAAAAUUAAAAAACUCAGGUGGAUUCAAAUGUAAAUAACCUAAAACUUUUAUUUCCGACCUAAUAGAAAAAAUGUUAAAUUAUUAUCCAGAAAAAAGACCUUCUUGGGAUUAAUUAGAUAGGAACUUAGCUAAACAAUUUUUAAUAUUUUAAGACAUCUAUUUUGUAGAUCUAGAUAAAUAAAUUGGUUAAGGAGCAUAAGGAGUAACGCAUUAUGCAUAUGAUUUAAGAAAUAAUCAAGAAUUAGUUUGUAAAAUUAUUGCAAAUAAGCAUGCUGGUACUUCAAGAGAAAUUUAAAUUUUUGAAUAAAUUAAAGGAAAGUAUCAUGAAAAUGUUAUAAAAACCUUUGCAAUUUUUAAAUAAACAGAGUCUACCUAUCUAAUUAUGGAAAAAGGUGAUAGAACUCUACAAAAUUAUUUAGAAGAUAAAUAAACUAAUCAACUUUAAUUGAAAACUUAAGAAAUUGUUGAAAUUUUAUAUUAAGUUGUACAAGGAUAUAUUUUCCUUAAAUAACUUGGAAUAAUUCAUAGAGAUUUAAAACCAGAUAAUCUUUUAUUAAAAAUGAAUGAUUAAGGAAAAUAUAUUGUCAAAGUAUUAUUAUUAAACAACAUUAGAUCAUCGAUUUUGGAGUUGGUAAAAUUAUUGGUAAAGAAAUUACCGCUACUGAUACUGGUACUCCUAUAUUUUGUGCUCCAGAAGUACUUCAACAUGGAAGAGCUUAUGAUUAUUAGUGUGAUAUCUAUUCAGUAUUUAUUUAAUAAAUAAUCUAUAGUUAGGAGUUAUGUUACAUUAUUUGGCAUUCUAAAGAAUGUUUAAAGAUAUUGGAAGUUUAAGUGAACUUAUGGAAUUUCACAGAUUUUUAGAAUCUACACCAUUUUAAUGUUAAAACCAUGAGGUAUUAUUCUAUUGAAUUUAGAAUCCUUACAUAACAGAACUAAUUAAUAAAAUGAUUGUAUAUGAUCCUUAAAAAAGAAUUAAUUGGGAAAAAUUAUAAGCUCAUAAAAUUUUUGAUUCAAUAAGAUCCCAAUAACCAAAUAUUGUUUAAAAUUAAAUUGCCUAAUAAUUAAAUCAUUAUCCAUAAUAAAAUUAACCAAAAUAGAUUUAGAUGAUAAACUAAUUGUCUUUAUAACCAUAAUAAUAAUAAUAAAAUCAGCAAUAAUAAUUACAACCUAUACCUCCUCCCACAUUUACUAUAUACUAAUAUAUUUGGUCUCUCCAUAUAUUAGCAUCUAAGACUUUAUAAAGUUUUGGCAUAAUAAAAGAAAAUAACUUAUUACAUGAUGAAAUACUCCUAUCCAAGCAAUUUAUUAUUGAAUUCAUCAAAUCUUGUUUGAACAGUAUUUCAUAUAUCCAAAAUAAUAAAUCUAUUUAAUUAGAUGGAGUUUAAUAUAGAAUAACACCAGCUUUUGAUUAGUGGUUUGCUAAUAUUACAUUCAAUAAGGCUAUGGACUAAAUCCUUAUUUUUUAAUAAUAAUUAAAUUAAAUAUAAACCAAUAACAAAACAUUUGCUAUUUGUUAAGGAGAAACUUUUUUUAAAGAAAUCAUAAAUCAAGGCUAACCAACCGAUUUUUUACAUUGUCAUAGAUAAUUUAAUAAAUUUUAUCAACUAAUUAAACCUAGUAUUCUGAGCUCGAAUCUUGAUUUGAACAUUAAAUUCUUUAUGGGAAAACUUUCAAAUGUUUUCAUAGAAUUUCCAAUCUAAUAACACGAAAAAUUCUCAGAAUAAAACAUUAGUUAAAAAAUUAUUAAAAAGUAAACAAUGGAAGAUUAUGUUAGAAAAAACUAAUGAGAA